This is a messenger RNA of Glycine soja, 627 nucleotides long. Its product is annotated as phytosulfokines-like. Gene Ontology annotation, biological process: cell population proliferation. The record is from RefSeq and is a predicted model, not a curated record. Gene Ontology annotation, cellular component: extracellular region. Gene Ontology annotation, molecular function: growth factor activity. The transcript has 2 exons. Bases 121 to 357 code for a protein of 78 amino acids. NCBI's taxonomy places the organism in Eukaryota, Viridiplantae, Streptophyta, Magnoliopsida, Fabales, Fabaceae.
CUCUCUAUAUAUUCCUUGUUUUACUUCCUCUUAUUACAUUAUUCAAGUACCCUCUAUUUCUUUUAAUUUAUAGCUAUCUUCUUUAAUAAGAUAAGAUCUCAUCCUUCACUACCAAAAAAGAUGACCAAGGUCACUGCCCUAUUUUUCACCUUAUUACUCUGCUCCAUGCUCGUCCAUGCCAUGUCCAUACGCCUUGAACCAGCUUUUCACCAAGAAUCCUUAGCCAAACCGCACCAACAGAGCGUUGAGGCGGUUGAUGAGAGCUGCGAAGGCGUUGGAGAGGAUGAAUGCUUGAUGAGGAGAACACUUGCCGCUCACGUUGACUAUAUUUAUACUCAAAAGCAUAAUAAUCCUUGAAAUAUAGUACUCGUAGUUAGUACUAUAGCAUCCACAAAUCCACUUAUGGAAAGAUAUAGGAGCGAGAAUCUAUGUUUGAUUGUUUUUAUAAAUUAGGAGUUGGUACGUAACUGGCUCAUUAAAUUUGUUUGGAGUUGAGAAUUAUUUGUAUUUUCCUUUUCUCUUCUCUUUUGCUUAUAUGUAGUGUAUUAUAUGAAGAGUUAAUGUAAUGGUUGUGUAAGGUUAUUUCACACUCUCAAUUAAUAAAAAGUUAUUGUAUUUUUAAAAAAA